AUGAGCAACAAGAUUUAAAAUUAGUACGAUAAUUUUGAAGCUUUUGAGCAUUACUCAAAAAGCUAGGUACAAUUAUUUGAUUAGAGUCUUUUUAGUAAUUUUUAAUUGCUUUUAGAAUGGAAGAAGCAUUAUUUGAAAUUGAUAAUGCUUUGAAUCUUGAUCCUAAAUUUGCAGAAGCCUACACUUUAAGAAGUUAAAUCUUUUAAAUAUAAAUUUAGGUGAAAUAUAUGAAAAAAUGAAUGUAUAUGAUAAAGCAUUGGAAGAUGUGAAUUUUAGCAUAUCUUUAAAAAAUAAUGAAGCCGAAAGUUAUUAUUAAAGAGGUAAAAAUUCAAUCUUAUAAUUGCAACAAUUUAUUGGAGAAAAUAAUUAUUUGACCAAGCAUUGUAAGAUUGUAUGAA
This is a messenger RNA of Paramecium primaurelia, 398 nucleotides long. The record is from the annotation of a GenBank genome assembly. Lineage: Eukaryota; Ciliophora; Oligohymenophorea; Peniculida; Parameciidae.